UUAAAACUUCGUGAAUUACAAAAGAAAAAACAGCUUGAGCUCUCCUCCAGUAAGGAUAAUUCUUUGUCUACUGGUAGUCAAGAUAAUAGAAAUCAAUUAACGGCUGCUAGAUUAAGAUUACAAAAUGAUUUAAAUAAUUUAGAGUUACCUCCAGGGGUAAAUUUAAGUAUUUUAUCUGUUUUAUCAGAUUUAAAAGAGUCUCCACAUUUGACUCUUCUUAUAUCACCUGAUGAAGGCUACUAUAAAAGUGGGAAGUUUAAAUUUGAUUUAAAAUUCAAUGAAAACUAUCCAAUAGAACCACCAAUUGUAUUAUGUAUGAAUAAAAUUUUUCAUCCUAACAUAGAUCUAGAUGGAAAAAUUUGUCUAAACAUUCUAAGAGAAGAUUGGUCCCCUGCAUUGGAUUUAAAUAGUAUUAUCAUUGGAUUAUUAUACCUGUUUCUUGAGUGCAAUGCCAAGGAUCCGUUAAAUAAAGAAGCAGCCAACAUAUUGCACUCUGAUGAAGAUAUGUUUAGAAAGUAUGUUAGAGAUUCUAUGGCAGGCAAGAAAUUAUUUAAUAUCCAAUACGAUAAUGUUUUAUAA
Messenger RNA from Vanderwaltozyma polyspora DSM 70294, 579 nucleotides. It is a transcript of the gene UBC12, whose product is annotated as NEDD8-conjugating protein UBC12. The record is from RefSeq and is a predicted model, not a curated record. The transcript has a single exon. The annotation marks the transcript as partial. NCBI's taxonomy places the organism in Eukaryota, Fungi, Ascomycota, Saccharomycetes, Saccharomycetales, Saccharomycetaceae.